AUGGUAAAAAACAUCUUACAUAUCGUUUAUUUAACAGGUGGCAUAUCUGACACGUGCUUGGGAUGCAUUUGUAAUGUUGAAUCAGGCUGCCGACCCAUUGGUUGUAACUGGGACGUUAAUUCGUACUCCUGUGGAUAUUUUCAAAUCAAAUACGCUUAUUGGUUGGACUGUGGCCAACCUGGAGAAAGUUGGACUGCAUGUGCCGAUAAUUACAACUGCGCCGCUGGAUGCGUGCGUGCCUACUUGAACCGUUACAUUGGUUAUAGUGGUUGUCCUGCCAACUGCGAGAGUUAUGCAAGAAUCCAUAACGGCGGACCUAAGGGAUGUACAUAUUUUGGUACCAAAAACUACUGGAACCUUAUUCAGCAGCAAGGAUGCACAAAAUACAGCUAAGGCGUUAGCUUGAUUCUAUCUAGUGGCAUCAUACAUUUUCAUGAAAAUAUACAUUUGAACUAAAUAUAUUUAAAUAAAUAUGUUAAAUAUCUAAAGAAA
Saccostrea echinata is the source of this 492-nucleotide messenger RNA. RefSeq names its product lysozyme-like. The transcript is spliced from 3 exons. Gene Ontology annotation, molecular function: lysozyme activity. The record is from RefSeq and is a predicted model, not a curated record. Lineage: Eukaryota; Metazoa; Mollusca; Bivalvia; Ostreida; Ostreidae. The coding region runs from base 1 to 393 and encodes 130 amino acids.